Messenger RNA from Cokeromyces recurvatus, 3473 nucleotides. RefSeq lists its product as uncharacterized. NCBI's taxonomy places the organism in Eukaryota, Fungi, Mucoromycota, Mucoromycetes, Mucorales, Mucoraceae. The record is from RefSeq and is a predicted model, not a curated record. Bases 365 to 3466 code for a protein of 1033 amino acids. The transcript has 7 exons. Gene Ontology annotation, biological process: lipid metabolic process; innate immune response. Gene Ontology annotation, molecular function: protein binding; phosphoric diester hydrolase activity. Gene Ontology annotation, cellular component: cytoplasm.
AAAAAAAAAAAAAGGCCAACCUAGAAUACCUUAAACAGACACUUUAUUAUAUCUUUUAAAUGCCAGUUUUUUGCCUUUUUGAUUAAUGACCAAUCACUAGUCAGAAAAAAGACACAUAAUAAACAAUGUUAUUUCUCCUCCAUUAACGACGUAUUGUUAGAAAAUCUAUUAUCCUACUUUGUUUAUUCAUAUUUUUUUUGUAUCAGAAAUGCUAUAAUAGCUUUUUUCAAUUGAUAACUGUUUACCCGACCAUAUUUGUUAGAAUUUAUUCUGAAACAUUUUUGAGUAAAUAAAAUUCUAAUUUAAUUGAAAAAAAAAAAAUCAUAUUAUUUUACUGAAUUGUAGUGGUGGUAUUAUAUUAACUAUGAAGUUUGGUAAACGAAUACAAAGCCAACAAUUCUCGGAAUGGAGUUCACACUACUUGGAUUACAAAGGCCUUAAAAAAUGUAUUAGUCUUUUGUUAGAAGAUCAAGCAUCUUCUGCUGAAGCAAAAAAAGCUUCAUUCUUUUUUAAACUUGAAAGAGAAUUAGAAAAGAUCAACUUGUUUUAUCUUCAAAAGGAAAAUGAUCUAAAAGUUCGAUUAAAAACCUUGAUUGAUAAAAAAAAAUUGAUACAAUUAGAUUCUAAUCGAUUGAGACAAUUUUCACCUCAAUUAACUUCAUUAGAAGAAGCAUUUGUUCAAUUUGAAAGGGAUUUAAACAAAUUGCUGAAAUAUGUCGAAUUAAAUAAUGAAGGAUUUAAGAAAAUAUUGAAAAAAUGGGACAAACAUUCAAAGUCGAAUACAAAAGAACUUUAUUUAUCUCGUCAAAUUGAUAUCCAGCCUUGCUUUAAUCAUCAGAUUUUAGCUGAAUUGGCUGAUAGUGCAUCAACAAGUCGUAUAGAAAUAAGCCAUUUAAUUAUGACUACUACUACUAAAAGCCACGAUGAAAAUAUAAGAUUUCAACAACAAACGAGUCUAUUAUCUACGAAUAGCAUUAUCAACAAUAGUCAUAAUUUACCAGCAGAUGAUAUUGAGUUUGGACUCUUACAAGCUUUAUCAGCUAAUCAAUUAUCACUUGUUCAAAGCGAAUUGAAUAAAUUGACUCUAGAUGAACAUACUGACUCUAUUACACGAGCCUUUUUUCAUGCUUGCCGUUCUGAUACUUUUAUUGAAAUUAUAGAAUUACUUGUCAACACAAAUAAGGUGCAAUUUGAUUAUAUGGAUGAUAUUAAUGAACGAACCUUCUUGCAUAUUGCUUCUAUGAAUGGUCGAUUUGAUAUUUUAAAGCUUGCAUUUGCUCAUUUUGGAAAGAAUGGGGGUUGUGAUAUCAAUGUAAGAGAUAUUUAUGGUCGUACAGGUCUUCAUUAUGCAACUAUGAAAGGCUUUGAUGACUGUGUUUCGCUUUUGUUAGAUCAGCAUGCAGAUAUCGAAGCAAGAGACUUGGACGGAUUUAGUCCUUUGUUGUAUGCUAUCUCUAAUGGUCAUACAACGUCUGUGCAAAUUUUACUUGAUGCGGGAGCUAAUAUCGAGCCAGAAAAUGAAACAGAUCAUAUUCCAUUUUCAGUAGCCUGUUUUUAUGGCUAUACUGACAUUGCCUUGAGUCUCUAUUAUAAGGGAGCUAAAAAUUUACCGAAUUUAGAGUUACUUUAUCCUUUACAUCUUGUUGCUCAGAAGGGACAUGUUGAAUUAUGUCGUAUUCUUUCUAAAAAUCAUGAAUAUUUAGAUAAGCCUGAUAUCUAUUAUAAUUGGACACCUCUCUUUUGGGCUGCUACUUAUGGUCAUAUUGAAUGUGUCAAGAUUUUGAUUAGUGAAGGAUGUGAACUGAAUCUAAUAGACGAAAAUGGAAAGACAGCAUUGCAUUAUGCUGCUUGGGAGGGACAUACAAGAUGUGCGCAGUUAAUGAUAGAGGCUGGAUGUCAAGUUAUUAUCGAUCCACCUUUAUCUAGAAGAAGAAGAAUAAGAAAUGGGGAUCAUUCACACAUAACGCAGCCACCUUCUUUACUGUCUACUGAAGAAGAAGAAGAUAAUAAUAAUAGGAAAUUUGAAUCUGAAUUAGAAAAUAUACCAUCCUUAGAACUUCCACCACCUAUCAUACCUUUUCGUAUUUAUGGACAUAAUUAUUUAGACAAGAAAUAUCAAGUACACAUCGUGCUUAAACAACCUCCUAUCAAACUUUAUGAUACUACACCUAUAUCUUCAAUCAAACUAGUGAUCUCCUUGAAUCCUAAUAACGGCAUUAUUCCUCAUAGUCUUAUUUUACCAAUGGCACAUCAACGUGAGGUACUUCAAUUUCAACUUGACUCACUUGAUCAUGUUUUACUAGAGAUGGAUGUAUUACCUACCUUUGGUACACAUGCAUUAGGUCGAGGAAUUAUAGCGCUCUCUGAUUUUAUAGUCUCUGAAGGUCAUCGUACUGUACUGUUAUUAGAUAAUUAUCUUAAACCGAUAGGAGAGGUUGUGUUUGAUUAUCUCUUAGUGAAACCCUUCUUAGGUAGUCAACUUGAAGUAGGCGGUCGUAUUGAAACUUAUUGGAAGUCCAAGAUGACAGGAGCUACGUUAUUAACAGGUGUUACAGACGCUAUCUUACCAGCCACAGUUGUAUCUUCAUUUGUAAUCGCUUCAUCACUCUCAGGGGACUAUUCACGUAUUGUCGUACAACUCACGAAAGAUGGUGUACCAGUUGUAUUUACAAAUUGGAUGAUACCCCUUGAUCAUUUAGAUUUAGCUGUCUCAGACUUGACCUUUCAUCAAUUAUGUCUCUUGGCAGAGAAUUAUGAAAAUAACGAUGGUCAAUCUCUAAUGACUUUUACAGGGAAUCUAAAUCUUGUUCAAGAAUUGAAAGAAAAAAAGACAAUAUUGACACUUACAGAAGCAUUAAAGCUACUACCAUCUACUGUGGGCAUCUUAUUGGAAAUUAAAUAUCCAAAUAUAAAUGAAUUAAAUAUUCAUUCAUUCUCAAAUAUCAUAGACGAAAAUAAUUAUGUUGAUAUUAUUUUACAAUGUAUCCACGAUCAUAUUAGUUCUUUAUCAUUAGAUACACCUUCAACACGUAUCAUCUUUACUUCCUUUAAUCCUGCUAUCUGUACUCUUGUUAACUGGAAGCAACCCAAUUUUGCUGUCUUCUUUAGCACUUAUUGCAAGAUGAAUAAACAAGAAGAAUCAAAAUAUAAAUCAACAAUUUGUAAUUCAAAGUUUAAUAUGUUUUCAAGCGAAUAUUCUGAAACAAUCAGAACUUCAUUAAAAGAAGCCGUUCGAUUUGCAAAGCGUAACAAUUUACUUGGAAUUAUAGCUGAUGCUGCUACUGUAGUUCAAAUUCCUUCUCUUAUUUCAAAUAUUAAAGAAAGUGGUCUUGUUUUGGUUACAUUUGGUGACAUAAAUGAUAGAAAUGAUUCUGAAUCUAUUUCAAUACAGCAUAAACAAGGUGUAGAUGCUAUUAUGAUGCAUGAUAUUGUUCAUUUCAAUACAGAAAUGGCUGUAGGAUUUUAAAUAAAUA